Molecule: messenger RNA, 469 nt
Organism: Mytilus trossulus (common blue mussel)
Lineage: Eukaryota; Metazoa; Mollusca; Bivalvia; Mytilida; Mytilidae
Product: vasopressin V1a receptor-like
Exons: 2
Coding region: 80-412 (110 amino acids)
Biological process (GO): phototransduction; G protein-coupled receptor signaling pathway; cellular response to light stimulus
Cellular component (GO): plasma membrane
Molecular function (GO): G protein-coupled photoreceptor activity
Source: RefSeq, a predicted model, not a curated record
UUCAGAGACUCGAAAACAUCUUUUUGAUGUUUACAGAAACAUCAGCAUAUCUGCCAUAUCAGUGAAUAGACAUAAGAAUAUGAACCUGGAAGGAACACUAGCUCUUACGAUAGUUUAUAUUGUGGCUGCUUUCCUGUUAUGCUGGUCGCCCUAUGCAAUAACCAUGAUUUGGUCAAUAAUGAGUACGACUGCCCUACCACCUUUAGUGACUUCAAUUCCAUCAUUAGUGACAAAGAUUGGAAGUUGUUUUACGCCAUUGAUUUAUCUGAGGCGAGAUCUGAAAAUGAGAAAAGAAGUCAUGGAUACAUUUCCGUGUCUGCAAUCUGAAGCUGAGAAAGUUACACCAAAUCGUAUAGAAAUAAUCCGUGCAUCUUGUAUAUCUACGGUAGAAGUCAAUACGGUGCAGCCGUGACCUAAAUUAGCAGUAGUGAGAACAAAAUGUCUAUAAUGAGCCAAGUGUGUAAGCAGA